AUGGCGGUACGGCCUCAGAACAUGCAUGACGGUGGUAUUGUGGAGCGUAGAUUACGUCCGAUUUAUGACUGGUUGGAUAAUGGAAACAAUAAAAAGGCACUUCAAGAAGCGGAAAAAGUCCUUAAGAAAAGUCCUAGUCUACAAGCGGCUCGGGCGCUGAAAGCUUUAGCUUUAUUUAGGUUAGGUAAAGGAGCGGAAGCCCAAUCGGUUCUGGAAGCCCUAGCCCAAGAAAAGCCCUGUGAUGAUACCACGCUGCAAGCAAUGACUAUUUCCUAUCGGGAAUCUCAGCAAUUUCACAAAGUUUGUGCCUUAUAUGAAGCUGCAGUUAAAGUGGAACCUACAAGUGAGGAGUUAUAUUCUCAUUUGUUUAUGUCUUAUGUGAGAGUGGGAGACUUUAGAUCCCAACAGAGGGUAGCCAUGGCCUUAUAUAAAUUUGCACCCAAAAAUCCAUACUACUUCUGGGCCGUCAUGAGUAUUGUUUUACAGGCGAAAACUACUGACGAUCCCACAAAAAAGGGUAUCCUUCUGACUCUAGCCCAAAGAAUGGUUGACAAUUUUAUAUCUGAGAACAAAAUGGAAGCCGAACAAGAAGCACGCUUGUAUGUCAUGAUACUUGAACUACAAGAAAAGUGGACUGAUAUCCUUAGAUUUAUUGAAGGGCCGUUGUACUCUCAGCUUGUACCCGGAUCAACUGCGCAAGCUAGCAUACCAUAUCUAAAGAAACUCGGUGACUGGAGACGGUUAAACUUAGUAUGCAAAGAGCUACUCUUUGAUAAUCAAGAUCGUUGGGAUUAUUACCUGCCUUAUUUAGACUCAGUCUUCAAAUUGAUGGAUAAUACUGAUUCUGACAAUGACAGCUCUGUGGACGACACAGCUGAGAAAUGUCACGAGUUUAUUUGUCAACUAGUUGAGAGUAUGUCAUCUGGCAGGACACUUAGAGGGCCGUAUUUAGCAAGAUUAGAACUAUGGAAGCGGUUAUCGGUACAUGGGGAUCCAACUUCCCUACUCGGCAGUGGUGUAGCACUAUGUAUUCAAUAUUUAAGGGUAUUUGCUAACAAACCCUGUGCUGUACCCGAUCUUAAACCAUAUUUGGCGAUCAUACCACAGAAAGAGAGGGAAGAACAUUGCAGAGACUUUUUGACGUGUCUAGGCUUUGAUGAGAACAGUGAACCUGAGUCACCAGAUGAUAUACAACGUCACAUAUCCUGUCUCUGCGCGUGGCAAUUGACGUCCCCGGUACGCACCGGCGAAGAAUAUCUCAUGAUAGCUUCGUUACUACGCUACCAGUACUUGAGAUGUGUGAACAAAAAACUUAUAACCGCUACAUUGACUGAAUUCUGUGCUGCCGAUGGCUAUGGAACAUUGGCUGCACAUUUCUAUUUCUAUGCUGCCGUCCAGCAACAGAGUGCGACUCCCAUAUUAGAAGCCCUCAGUUUAUUGGAACUGGUCUUACAUAACUCUCCAUCCAAUUUCCAUGCUAAAUUACUUCUAAUCACCCUGUAUCACGUUUUAGGUAACGGCCCGGCGGCUGAUUCUGUAUACCGUCGCCUAGAAGCCAAGCACGUCCAGCUGUUGUCGCUGGGCUGGAUCCACGCUGCACGCCUCGCCCCCGGCCUCGCACACACCAGGGCUCUCCGUCUGUUGGCUGACACUCACGCAUUCCAUAAACACCAUGGAAAAGACUGCAUGGAACACUUGACGUACGCGUAUAAGUAUGGAACGUUCGAGAAGUUGCUAGAGUUACGUGAGUGGGGCGCUCGUCUGGAGGCCUGUGCGUGGUGUUCCCUCGCCGGGCGCGAGAGGGCGCUGCUGCCUCUACUGGCUGGACCCACCGCGCCCAUGCAUGCACCGCAUCCCCUACCAGAUCCACUCACCGACAAUCGAGAUCUCAACGCCAUAGUCAGCUGGGAACAGCCGCAGUACAUUGACCCCGGAAUGAAAGAGAGGAGCUUCGAACACGACGUCGCUUACUUGAGACUCAAAGACGGGAUAGUGUCUUGUAUAGCGCUGUGUAUCGAGUGUGCUGACAAUAGAAGUCUUGAAGAAAAGAAAGUUCAACUCGAUGAAAUGCAAACCUGUAUAGAGGCAUUCAGUAGCGCUAUGGAGAAAUGUAAAGAGAAGUACAGCGGGAAACAGAGACUGUGUUUGACUACACCCUUCCCAUCGAGAAUUAUAGCGUUCGUGAACUCACCAGUACCUUACCGGGAGUUGUAUGUGUUGAUGGUGAGUGUGGUCCGUGCGGUGUGUGCGGGUGACGGGCCCGCGAGUCGUGAUAGAGGCGCUUCCCUCCGUCCAUUGCUGGCUGAUUCAAGGGAACACCUCGCGGCCGCCGUGCACACCGAUCUGUGGGCCCAGAGAGAGACCUUGGAGUUCUUCUCUAACUAUCUGGAGUUCAUCGGUGUGAUAACCUUCCUCCUUGGCGUCUGUCACGAGGUGACGGCUCAGAACAACACAAAGAAAUCAAAGAGAAAAACAAAUCAGUCGCCGGAUCAGAUACUAACGACCCAGAUGUUGAGCGUCCUCAACGAUGACGUUCAAGAGAUAGUCGCCUUCCUUGAAGAAAUAUUCGAGAACUGGCCCAACUUCGACUACAACAAUUCACUAGAAGAACAGAUGACCGAACUAGAUAUAAACAAUAAAUACCAAUGUCCCGUCAAACAGAAGUUAAAGGAAGGCAUACAAGAAAUAGUUACAGAAGUUAAAACAAUGCUGAAGAAGAAAUCUAAAUAUUUAAAAUCCCUACAAUAA
This is a messenger RNA of Danaus chrysippus (African queen), 2748 nucleotides long. Lineage: Eukaryota; Metazoa; Arthropoda; Insecta; Lepidoptera; Nymphalidae. The record is from the annotation of a GenBank genome assembly.